This is a messenger RNA of Musa acuminata subsp. malaccensis (wild Malaysian banana), 1751 nucleotides long. Its product is annotated as DNA-binding protein RHL1. Gene Ontology annotation, biological process: DNA endoreduplication. Gene Ontology annotation, molecular function: DNA binding. NCBI's taxonomy places the organism in Eukaryota, Viridiplantae, Streptophyta, Magnoliopsida, Zingiberales, Musaceae. The record is from RefSeq and is a predicted model, not a curated record.
UUUUCCGCCCUUCUAAGUGGAACGGGGGGUUCGACCUGAAGUCGAGCGCGCUUCCGCCAUGGCGAAGAGGAAGAAGGAAAGCGAAGACGAGGAGGCCCGUCCGGUCGACCCGGAGACGGAGGAGAAGCGGCGGCUAAGAUCCCUCGCUUUCUCGAGGAAGCUCCUCCGCCGCGCCCCCUCGCUGCCCUCCGCGCCCCUCGAGCCCUCCAAGGCCGUCGUCCGCCUCCAGGGCCGCGACCUCGUCAAACGCGGCCAGAGGAAGAGCCGCUACCUCUUCUCCUUCCCUGGUCUCCUCGCCCCCCUCUCUUCCGGGCGGAUCGGCGAGCUCGCCGACCUCGGCACCAAGAACCCAGUCCUAUACCUCGAGUUCCCCCAGGGAAGAAUGAAGCUAUUUGGUACGCACGUGUACCCUAAGAACAAGUACUUGACGCUGCAACUCACGAAAUCGUUCAAGGGUGUUGCGUGCGAGGAUAUCUUCGAGAGCAUGCAGAUUGUGUUUGCUGAUGCAUGGUGGAUUGGGCAAAAGGAGGAGAAUCCACAAGAACUCCAACUUGAGUUUCCUAAGUAUCUAAGUGAGCAGGGAAAAGAUGCAAUAGACUAUGACUUCAAAGGAGGUGCUGGUGCCACAGUUGGGGAACAAUCAGCUGGAAAUAAACCUGUAAACAAGAGAGAACCACUUUCUCCUGAAACUGAAUUUGAGGAUAGCUUGCCUGAUGAUUCUGGCAAUAAAGUGGAACCAGGAACGAUUAACAUGGCAACACCUGUUCGCCAGUCGGCUAGAACUGCAGGGAAAAAGCUAAGUUAUGCAGAAUCUUCUGGAGAUGAUUCUAAUUCUAAUUGUGAUGCUGAGCAACCUGCCACCUCCGCUGGGGUCACUUCACUUGAGCUAACUCAUAAGGGUGAUGAGAAGAUUGUGGAUUCCUGUCCAGUAUCUUCUAGUGUUGUUGCUUCAACAAGUGAGCUUGUUGACAGAAAAACCUGUUCAAGGGAGAAACUGAAGCAAACUUCAUCAUCUGAAUGGUCCAAAGGGAAUCUUUCCAAUGGAAAAGGCACGCUGGUUCAGGCUACUUUAUCUACGUUGUUUGAGAAAGUAGUGGAUAAGAAACCGAAGCGCGGCGCGAAUACUUCUCCUGGAACAAAAGGUCCUGCUAGUAAGAGAAAAAGGGCAGCCUCAAGGAAAUCAUCUGAACAAGUGGAAGUGAAUGGGUCUAACAAAGAAGAGCCCAAAUCUAGCAGGAAAAAGGGUGGGAAACAGCAUGUGACAUUGCAGCCGUCUGAGGUGUCAGACGAGACAGAUGAAACUUCUAGUGAACCUCAGGAUGAUAGCGAUGAAGAUUGGGCUAUGUAAAACCAUGAGUUGGAGAACAGAUGGCUAUUUGCAGAGCCCUUCUUCUUAUCAACUAUAUCUAGCAGCGAUAUGCCUAGACGAACAGUUCAGUGAGAACAAAUGCAUUUUAUUCAUUGGCACCGGGUGAUUGUGCUGCGCUUCCAGAGCUAAUUGAUGGAUGCGUCAGUGGAGUUUGGUGGUGGCUCUGCAUGUCUGUAUUUGCACAAUGUAUGACUCCCCAGACCAUAGGCCAUUUUGUUGGCCGCUCCUCGUACUUACUGGAGUGUGUUUCUAUGAUCACAAAUAUACUAGCCCCCUCUUCCUCCUCCUCCUCCUCAUCAUCAUCAUCAUCAUCAUUAUUAUUGUUUAAAUGCUUUCUUAUCAAUUUUAAGAUCAGAAAUGGAGAUUAUCUUGUGGAGAAAAA